AUGGACGUUCCAAAGUUCGCCGGCAUGUCUGGUAACAUGCUGUCACGAACAGUUACUGCCACAGCAACUAUGGGUUUCCUGCUCUUCGGUUAUGAUCAGGGUGUCAUGAGUAGUAUUAUCGACUCGAAUGCCUUCUUCACGCUCCUGCCCCAGUUGAAUGGAAACUCCACUUUACAAGGCACAGUCACCGCUCUUUACGAAAUUGGAUGUCUCAUCGGCGCUGUCUUCAUGCUCAUCUUUGGUGAUUGGCUGGGCCGUCGCAAGGCUAUCAUGUCUGGUGCCUUCAUCAUGAUCCUUGGUGUCAUUAUCCAAGUGACCUCCUACCACAGACAUGACCCUAUGGUCCAAUUCAUCAUUGGUCGUAUCGUCACCGGUGUUGGAAACGGAAUGAACACAUCCACUAUCCCCACCUACCAAGCCGAGUGUUCUCGCACUUCAAACCGAGGUCUGCUUAUCUGUAUCGAGGGUGGCACUAUUGCCUUCGGUACUCUAAUUGCCUACUGGAUCGACUUCGGUGCCUCUUACGGCCCUACUGAUCUGGUGUGGCGUUUCCCUAUCGCUUUCCAGUGUAUCUUUGGUGUCUUCAUCAUCGUUGGAAUGGCCUUCCUGCCCGAAUCUCCUCGCUGGUUGUUGACUCGCGAGCGCCUCGAAGAGGGAGAGAGAGUCAUUGCUGCUCUCCAGGGUCAGUCUAUUGGUUCACAUGAGGUGACUCUGCAGAAGAACAUCAUUCUGGACUCCAUCCGAGCUUCUGGUCAGGUCAGCAAGAACACCCCAUUCUCCGCUGUUUUCACCGGUGGAAAGACUCAGCACUUCCGCCGUAUGUUGCUCGGUGCCUCGUCCCAGCUUAUGCAGCAGAUUGGUGGCUGUAACGCCGUCAUCUACUACCUGCCUAUUCUUUUCAAGCAAUCCGUCGGUCUCACCGGCAGAAUGCCUACUAUUCUCGGUGGUGUGAACAUGGUGGUCUACGCCAUCUUUGCAACUCUAUCUUGGUUCCUGAUUGAGCGUGUUGGUCGCCGCAAGCUCUUCCUUUACGGAACCAUUGGCCAGAUGGUCUCCAUGAUCAUCGUCUUUGCUUGUUUGAUUCCAGGUACCACAGAGGCUGCCAAGGGAGCUGCCGUGGGUCUAUUCACUUAUAUUGCCAGCUUUGGUGCCACAUGGCUUCCCCUUCCAUGGUUGUACCCAGCCGAGAUCUCCCCUAUCAAGACUCGUGCCAAGGCCAAUGCGCUCUCCACUUGCUCAAACUGGCUGUUCAACUUCUUGAUUGUCAUGGUUACACCGAUCAUGAUUGCCCACAUUUCCUGGGGCACUUACCUCUUCUUCGCCGUCGUCAAUGCCUGUUUCCUGCCGAUUAUCUACUUCUUCUACCCCGAGACUGCCCGUCGCUCCCUGGAGGAGAUUGAUUUGAUCUUCGCCAAGGGUUACUCAGAGAACAUCAGCUAUGUCCGUGCGGCGAAGGAGCUGCCUUAUCUGAGCGAUGAGGAUGUUGAGCGGGUCGCCAUCCAAUAUGGAUUUGGCCCCGCUGAUGUCCACGAGGCUGAUUACGAGGCCAAGGCUGGCAGUUCUAGCGACAGUGCGCCCGAGCACACACUUGCCGAGCCUAAGGUUCAGACUGUCUAA
This is a messenger RNA of Penicillium longicatenatum, 1617 nucleotides long. Its product is annotated as Major facilitator superfamily domain general substrate transporter. Gene Ontology annotation, biological process: carbohydrate transport; transmembrane transport. Bases 1 to 1617 code for a protein of 538 amino acids. Gene Ontology annotation, molecular function: carbohydrate:proton symporter activity. Gene Ontology annotation, cellular component: membrane. The transcript has 4 exons. The record is from RefSeq and is a predicted model, not a curated record. NCBI's taxonomy places the organism in Eukaryota, Fungi, Ascomycota, Eurotiomycetes, Eurotiales, Aspergillaceae.